Molecule: messenger RNA, 2181 nt
Organism: Chiloscyllium plagiosum (whitespotted bambooshark)
Lineage: Eukaryota; Metazoa; Chordata; Chondrichthyes; Orectolobiformes; Hemiscylliidae
Source: RefSeq, a predicted model, not a curated record
AUGCCAUACAAGAAGAACAAGAAAGACAAAGUGGUACCGGCAGGAAAUGAACAAAAUGGCAGGCAUGACCAAGAAACGACUUGGACGCUGGCAGAGCUUCUCAAUAAUACUCAGAGUCGGGCAAGUUAUGCCAGUUCAGCGCAUUCUUUUGUGAGCAAUGGGGACAGCUACAGUUCACUCUGCAAUGAACCAAUGUAUCAGCUAUUGGAAAAGACCAGUGAAGAUGACUAUGACACUGAUGUGGAGCUUGAUGGAAAACCUGGAGAAACUGUAACUGAAGAGCAGGUCUAUCGUAGGGCAUGUGAGGAAGUUGGAGUCAGUCCAAUAUCUUACUACAUUCGGCACCAUCACGAUGCUCACCUUAACCUGAACUAUCGCUGCAUGUCACCCAAAGCAGUGAAGGCCUUGUCAAUUGCACUCGUGACAAAUACAGCAGUGACUACAUUGGACUUGGAGCAUGAUGGAAUCAACGCAGAGGGAGUGCAAUAUCUGAUGGAAAUGUUAGUCGAAAAUUGUUUCAUCCAGACGCUGCAAUGUAAACUCAUGCAGCCUAAGCACGUGGCUGGCCCAAUGGAGUUGAUUUCGGAUGAUUACACCUUGAUGCUCUUGCCAUUAGCUGCUUCAGAGAUGCUGAUGUUAGUCCCCACAGCUGAUACGGAGAAUCUGCCACGAACAGCAUUGAUGAAUUUAUCCAACAAUGAAUUACGAACAUGGGGAGUGGAAGUAUUGUGUAAAUUGCUUCCACUGAACAUUUCACUUAAGUGCAUCAAACUCUCAGGUAACAAGCUGAAAUGCAAUGCUGCUUCAUAUUUUGCCGAUACUUUAUCCUCUAAUUUCAGAAUUUCAGAGCUGGAUCUCAGUUACAAUCAGUUUGGUGACAAAGGAGCAGAGUUCCUGGGACAAAUGCUAGCAACCAAUGAAAGUUUGGAAAUACUAAAUCUGCAAUGGAACCAGAUUCAAACAGAGGGCGCAGUGGCUUUGAGUGCAGGACUACGGAUGAAUAUCACCCUAAAGAGCCUCAAUUUGUCCUAUAAUGGCUUUGGAAAUGAAGGAGCACUUGCCAUGGGAGAGACAUUGAAAUUCAAUAGCACCUUGCUUGAGCUAAACCUUAGCUCCAACCACAUCAACAAUGAGGGUGUCAACAUGCUGUGUAAAGGACUGGACGUCAAUGAAAAUAUUAAGAUCUUGUGUCUGUCCAACAAUCCUAUAACAGUGGAUAGUGCCAUUCGUCUUUUAGAAGUUGUACGGAAGAAUGAAAAAUCAAACUUGGAAAAGAUCAAUAUUAAUAAUGUACUGGUAAAUGAAAACUUCAUGGAGUUAUUGAAGAGUAUUACUCAAGAUCGUCCACAGUUUGUGAUUGAAACUAAAGGAGUUGGAGGAUCCAUUGCUGGAAGUCGUAAACAUCGACCUGAUCCAAUGAAAGUGAUCCAGGAUUACCUCGAUAAGCACAAACUCCGACUGUCUGAUUUCUUUCGAAACAUGGACAAAGCUGGAAAUAUGAGUGUGCCUAUCUCCGACUUCAAGAAAGCUUUACAGCAAUUCAACAUUCCAUUGGAUCUCAUUCAGGUUGAAGAACUACUCAGCAAACUUGACAGAGACAAUACUGGAUCAAUUGACUACAGGAAUCUGGUUGACACCAGGAAGCGAAUGAUCCGGGACCAAAGGGAGCAACUCCAUAAAGAGGAAACCCGCCAGAGGAAAGAGAAACAAAAGGCCCAGCGGGUACUGAAAACACUGAACAGUGCAAUAAAGGCCAUCACCCCACGAAAUUCAUUUGUCAUUGUACCUGGUCAGGUUAAGUUGCCAGCCAUCCAAACACUUAAGUCCUUCAGUUCCCAACACUUAUCUGGCACAUCAUUGAGCUCGUGGCAUCAUGUGGGGAGGUCAAACAGCAGUCAGUACUCAGUACCAAUCUUGAGUAACAUACAAGUGCACCGUCCAUUUAGCCAUUCCAGUAAUGGGCCUUCUGUCUCUGGUGCCAGGUUGGGUUCUUCUGUCCAGGUAAACUCAGUCUCACAGCCUGAGCUGCUGCUUAAAUCACCUGGAUGUUCUCUGUUAGACCCAAGUGAGAUGUUCGAUCAGGAAUUGGACCCUGUUACAAAGUCUAGGCCAUCUACUUCAUUUUGGAUGGCGCAAUCAGUAACAUCUGGCCAUAAGAGUCAGCUGAAGACUAAAAUGUAG